Messenger RNA from Blastomyces gilchristii SLH14081, 4785 nucleotides. Its product is annotated as ferric-chelate reductase. The coding region runs from base 2472 to 4268 and encodes 598 amino acids. Gene Ontology annotation, molecular function: ferric-chelate reductase activity. The transcript is spliced from 4 exons. Gene Ontology annotation, biological process: copper ion import; iron ion transport; intracellular iron ion homeostasis. Gene Ontology annotation, cellular component: plasma membrane. The record is from RefSeq and is a predicted model, not a curated record. Lineage: Eukaryota; Fungi; Ascomycota; Eurotiomycetes; Onygenales; Ajellomycetaceae.
UCGGUAGCCUGUUCCGGCGCGGGGGAUAGCAGACUCGAUUCGACUCGACAUCCAACCAAGAAGAAAACGCACGAUGCAAUUUUCGCUGAUUGCAAAGUCAAACUAUCUGAUCAGAUUUGAGAAGAUUCUUCUUUCUACAAGGCGGGCCAGAGGAUUAAUAAUAUAAAUGGAUUGAUUGUUAUCAACAAUGAUGUGGAUGGUUUCAUCAUCCAAUAACCUAUCAUACAGAUUACAGAUGCUUAGCUUGUUUCAGGGCACUUUUACCCAGGACUCCAGGAACAAGCCACGCUACCACCUGGCCACUCGAUGCAGACAACGCCCUUGCAGGCGAAACAGUUCCACGGACCACAGCUACAAAACUACGGAGUACAGUUCGUCAGAUCAAUUUGCAGCCCCCCCCCCUCCCCCUGGGCCCUGAGGGGUGCGCUGAUUCGGUCCUCUGGAUUUUCCGGGCACUGGCUGGGUACAGUGGGCAGCCAGCCUGGCAAGUUGCAACAAGAGAUAAGUUAAACCCACCAGCGGAUGCUAGUGGAUGACGGUGUUAAGGCUUUCUAGGGCGCAUUUUCAGGAUUUUCGGUGAUGUCCACGGCCCACGGCCCACGGUCCACGGGUGAGGAUUGGCUCAGAGCGCGCCCAGGCGGAUGGAUUGCCAGUCUUAAUUUGCCAGAGUUGAAAAUUCGACGCUGGAUGAAUUCAUCAGCUCUGAUUAGAGCAGUGAUUGGUCCUGAACGGGCUUCUUCUUUUAAUGUUUAUUUGGUUUUAUCUAUUUAUUUAUUUCAGCCUAUGUAUUCUUGGGCUUUGGAUGGGAUUGUCCGCGGGGACUUGGAAGGAAAAUAGAACUCAUCUUCUACAUCCGCUGCGUAGUAGGUAGCCAAAGCUACGGGGGGUUGGGUUGCGAGAGAAUGAAACCACCGGAUUGACGGAGGGCGAACAAAUUUGACAAAAAAGAUGUCACUGGGGAAUUAACAAAUGAAUGACAGUGGCUAGCAGGGUAGUUAUCCCAUCAGUGCCAGCCAGGUGCAAGGGGCCCCCAUGUUCCCCUUGUCCAAUGUCCAGUUGAUGCCCCCAGACUCCACCCCGAGCCCGCUAAGGAUACUACUACCGCCAAACCAAACACGGCCGGUGGCUUUAUUACUGUCAGUCAUUAAUUCUCUGCGCCGUGCACAACCUUGUAACUACUCCGUACUGUACGCUGUACAUGCACGUACGUCCUUGUACGGGAUGUACGGAUUACAGCGUACGGAGUACAUCCCGUGGUGCUGGCGCUAUUAUUCUCCGUCAGCUCUCUCGCACAAUCUUCCCUCCUCCCAACCAACCACUAGCUAACUCUCUCCGCUUCCACCUCAACCUCCUCCUCCUCCGCCUCCUCCUUCUUUCCUCUCCCUUCUGUGUGCGACUGGGUAUGGUAUAGCAGCAGGAAAUAGAACACUCCUUUUUCUUCCUCCAAUUCAGUCCUUUUUUUUCUUUUCUUCUCUUACGGUCACUCCCAUCCCAUCACACACACUCCUUCUGCCUGGCUGCUGCUAUCCCGUCCUUCCGUCCUUCCGUCCUUCCGUCCUUUUCUGAUUAUUACGACUUCUAAAGACACAAGGGUCCCGCCCCCUUUUCGCGUUACUUCGUUUCAGGGACCACUCUUCCUCAUUCUGCUGGCUCAGGAUUAAAGAUUAAACAAAAACGAAACCUGCUUCGUCGGAUCCAAUAUCACUUACUGUACUACAACUCCCACCCCCAUUCCAAUCGGCCUAUGCUUGUGCCUUGAAGAAUCUAAACUAUACACCGAACCAACCCAGUCCUGCAUCAAUCCAUGCUCUUCGGAAGCAAUACCAAGCACAUACACCCAUCUGCCCGUUGCCCUUAGGUCCUUGAUCCAAGCUGUGGAUCAUUUUGACUACCCCUCCCCCCUCCCUCCCUAACGGCACUGUACCAUCAUUGCCAUCAUAAUUAUUGCCCUCGUUGCAAUUAAAGUCCUGUGUUAAUGGUACCCGGCGCCACAGGGUGACAAGACAAGGCCUUCCUUCCCGCGCUCUCCGAUCGACAAGUGCGAAGAUCUGGUGGAACUGUUCCAUCCACGUCUGCACAAUUGCUGCCCCCCUAAACCAAAGCAAGCAAGCAGCCCAGCAAUCUGCUGCAUCAAUCAUCCUGCCGGUCUUCUGACAGCAACUACGACUGCAUCUCCACUGCAUCACACGCCCUUGCGUCAAAUUCUUCCUUAUUUGCGGUUCUCCAUAUUAUAUCGUCAUUCACUUUGAACAAACUCAUUUAAAUACACGUCCCAGGAUUCCGUCUUUAUCAACUCUCCGGACGCUUCUUUUUCGGGUACCGCUCUGUGGCCGGACUACAAGUAUUGAACCCAGAAAACUCAGAAAACCCAGCUUGGCCUGGCUUUAUUAUUUUUCGCUUCUUCACCUCUACAUUUAGUUUUCGCGGGGUUCCUAGAGGGAGCUCGCGAACGGAACAAAAAGACACCCAUUAUGAAAUCUGCACAUGUACUCCUAUCAGUUUUCGGCACAGUAGUUGUUGCAGAGCACGAGAAAAGGGCAGGUGGUGGAAAAAAAGACAAAGGCCCUACCGAAGCUGAUCUCCUCAAUGACAGUCUCGGACGCCUGUCCCUCUUAGUUGGAGGAUGUGUCCUCGCCUUCUUCCUCGUAUGGCACAAUGCCAUUCGACUUUCAAAUCAUAUACGCCGGCUCACGACCCUCACCAAUGAUUCCCAACGAUAUUUCACAUCAGCAGAUCCCUACUGGGCCUGGUUGAAGAGGUCGGUCGUAUACGCUCCUAUAUUUCGAACGCGACAUAACCGGGAAUUCCGUCUUUCUGCUGCCGUGAACGUUGGCACUCUUCCUACCCGUUUCCAAACUUUCCUCCUGUUGGGGGUCAUUGCCAUGAACGUGGUCCUCUGCUGCGUCACGAUCCCAUAUGCGUCAGAUGAAACCACUGUCCUGGGUCUCAUCAGAAACCGGUCAGGGACCAUGGCAACGGUUAAUUUAAUACCACUCGUUGUCAUGGCAGGGAGGAAUAAUCCUCUUAUCAAAUUACUCAACGUUCCUUUUGACACCUGGAACCUUCUGCAUCGUUGGUUUGCACGGAUCGUGGUUUUGGAGGCCCUCACCCAUGUUAUCGCGUGGAUGGUAAACAAAGUCAAUACAAAGGGCUGGGGGGCGGUCCAAGCAGCUUUCAAAAGCCAAUUCAUCAUGACCGGCCUAAUUGCAAUUAUUUCUUUCGUGGUACUAGCUCUGCAUUCGCCGUCUGCAAUUCGACAUGCAUUCUAUGAGACCUUCCUACAUUUCCACCAGCUCUUCGUGGCCACCGCUUUCGCCACUUUGUGCGUGCAUUUGAAGUCAAAACCUGCACUGAAAUAUAUCAUUUCAGCCAUCGUGCUGUGGGCAGCUGAACGUAUAACCCGCUUUUCCCUCAUCAUUUACCGAAACUUCGGUAAGAAACGGAUCACUACGGCAGUUGUUGAAGUUCUACCCGGAGAGGCGCUGCGCAUCACGUUGAAACUUGUAAGGCCAUGGAAAUUCAAGCCUGGCCAGCACCUGUAUCUCUACAUGCCGUCUGUGGGAUUCUGGAUGUCUCACCCCUUCUCUGCUGCAUGGAGCGAGACAGUAGAUGACCUUACCGAAGAGAAGGGCCUUGUCAAGUCUCGCCAGGAUGUUCUCAGUACGCAGAAGUCAACCAUUUCUUUGAUUAUCCGUCGAAGAACAGGCUUCACAAAUACGCUGUUUGAACGGGCAAGUGCCACCAUGGACGGUCGCAUCUCGCUCAAGGCUGUGGUAGAAGGGCCCUAUGGAAUUGACCACUCCCUCGACUCUUACGGGACCGUUUUGCUGUUCGCGGCCGGUGUUGGCAUCACACACCAUGUAUCCUUCGUCCGUUAUCUUAUUGAAGGUUAUACCCAGGGCACCGUUUCUGCGCGGAGAGUCACCCUGGUCUGGAUCAUCCAGUCACCAGAGCACCUCGAAUGGAUCCGGCCCUGGAUGAACACAAUCCUGUCCAUGGAAGGGCGCCGCGAUAUGCUUCGCAUCAUGCUCUUCAUCACCCGACCGCGAAACACGCGCGAAAUCCACAGCCCCAGCUCAGCCGUCCAGAUGUUCCCCGGCAAACCCAACAUCCAAACGCUCGUGGAUGCCGAGAUAGAAAACCAGAUCGGAGCCAUGGGCGUCCUUGUGUGUGGUACGGGUAGCUUGAGCGAUGAUGUCCGCCGAGUAUGCCGUACGAGGCAAUCCGGAAUCCAUAUUGAUUUCUUAGAAGAGAGCUUCUCGUGGUAGAUUAGAACUAUUUCUUCCAAUUUCUCUCUUUUCCCCCCACCGACUUGUCUCGCUCUUCCUCAACCCCUUGCGGCGCGCUCCGUUUUCCCUUCCGUGGCAGAGUUAAUGCUUACUCUCGCUUUUUGCUCCCCAUCUACGCUUCUUGUACUAUAAGAUGGCGGGGAAAUAAAAAGGGGCCGGAGAGAAAUGAUAUUUUUCAUGUCUAUAUUUUAAUAUAUACAUACAACCCACCCUUCCAUCCACACCUUCUCUAUCCUCUCCUCAUCCUAUCUCUCGAACCCGAUUUGCGACCUUCACGACAAAACAAAUACUUGUUUUCGGUGAUUCUUGUUUGUUUAUUCGCUCACGUACGGAGUACUUUCCGUUUUUCUCAAAAAAAAAAAAAGAAAAAAGAAAAGGGGGGAGAAACAGCCUCCGUUCCGUUCCCCCUUCUUUCUAAAUCACAUUUUAUCAUAUAUAUAUAUUUUCAUUGUACGUAUUUUAGGAUAUAAACUAUGUAGCUUCGGUUUUGUUAUAU